This is a messenger RNA of Lotus japonicus, 2073 nucleotides long. RefSeq names its product protein ZINC INDUCED FACILITATOR-LIKE 1-like. The transcript is spliced from 17 exons. Gene Ontology annotation, biological process: regulation of stomatal closure; transmembrane transport. Gene Ontology annotation, molecular function: solute:potassium antiporter activity. Bases 98 to 1672 code for a protein of 524 amino acids. Lineage: Eukaryota; Viridiplantae; Streptophyta; Magnoliopsida; Fabales; Fabaceae. The record is from RefSeq and is a predicted model, not a curated record. Gene Ontology annotation, cellular component: plant-type vacuole membrane; plasma membrane.
UGUGUGUUGAGAAAGAGAAGAGGACAACUAUUCUAACUUGAUUAUUGGUGAGGAGGACCGAACAAUCAGGCAUUGCUGGCUGUGUUCUAACAAAACAAUGAUGAAACAAAAGGAUGUUGAACAGCCAUUGUUGCUGAAGAAACACUACCAUGAGAAUUGUCCAGGUUGUAAAGUGGAUCAAGCCAAAGAGCUCAAACAAGAUGUUACCAUUAGGAAUCUCUUGAGCAUUUGGAUGGUGGUGUUAUGCAGCUCACUGCCAAUAGCUUCUCUCUACCCUUACAUAUAUUUUAUGGUAGAUGAUUUCAAUGUCGCAAAAAGAGAGGAAGAUGUAAGUGCAUAUGCUGGUUAUGUAGGAUCCGCAUAUAUGCUUGGCAGGGCUUUGACAUCAGUAUUAUGGGGAAUCAUUGCUGACCGUUAUGGUAGAAAACCUGUUGUGAUUUCAGGGAUAAUCUCUGUGAUCAUUUUCAGCACCCUGUUUGGCCUUAGCACAAAUUUUUGGAUGGCUGUAUUUACACGAUUGGUACUUGGAAGUUUAAAUGGUUUGCUUGUUCCAAUGAUGGCUUAUUGUACUGAAAUAUUUCGAGAAGAAAAGCAAGCUCUAGGACUCUCAACUUAUAGUGCAGCUUGGGGCAUUGGUCUAGUCCUUGGGCCAGCACUGGGAGGUUAUUUGGCUCAGCCAACAGUGAAAUACCCACAUCUAUUUCCAAGUGAUUCCUUUUGGGACAAGUUUCCAUACUUCUUGCCCUCCUUUAUAAUAUCAGCUUUUGCAUUAGCUGUAGCAAUUGCCUGCAUCUGGCUUCCAGAAACACUACACAACCACCCUCCUAGUGACGAGUCCAGUGAAGAAACUGAAGCUUUAGAAACUGGAAGAAGUGGGGCUGACAAAGUGAAGAUAAUCCAAAAAGAUGGAAACCUCUUCCUAAACUUUCCCUUAAUGUCAUCUAUCAUUGUGUACUGCAUUUUCUCACUUCAUGAUAGUGCUUAUCAGGAGAUUUUCUCAUUAUGGGCUGUCAGUCCUCAAAGGUUGGGGGGAUUGAGUUUUUCAACUGAUAAUGUUGGUAACGUUCUUGCAAUAACAGGUACUGGUCUUAUGAUCUACCAGAUUUCCCUAUACCCAUCAUUGCAAAAAGCUUGUGGAACAGUAAGGAUUGCUCUCAUCACAGGGGUGUUAUCCAUACCUCUAUUGCAAAGUUACCCCUUCAUAGCAAUGCUGUCAGGCUUUUUACUAAACCUUGUGAUUAGUAUUGCUUCUGUUCUGAAGAAUAUCCUGACUGUGAGUAUUAUAACGAGUCUAUUCCUUCUGGUGAACGGAGCAGUGGGAUGGCAACGGGUAGGGUCGGGUGCGGGUUUUGCAUCUCCCAUACCCGAACCCGAAAAGGAAAACCCGAACCCGAACCCUACCCGAAAAUGUCGGGUGAAGAAAAUGAAUGCCCAUUUCCGACCCUAUCGGGUUUCGGGAACAACAUCAAAGAGGGGCAGCGAAUGGUGUUGCUAUGACUUCUAUGUCAGUAUUCAAAGCAAUUGGCCCAGCUGGAGGUGGUGCUAUAUUAACUUGGUCACAGAAGCGGAUGGAUGCAUCUUUCCUCCCAGGCACACAUAUGGUCUUCUUUAUCCUGAAUGUUAUUGCAGGAUGUGGAUUGCUAUUGAUGUGUACACCAUUUCUGAGAGUUAAGAAGAAAACUCCCUCUGAGCAGUUUGGUGAAGCAUCUCCAAUUCAUUAGUGCUUCGUUUGGUGAUUGGUAGAUACUGUAUACACUGGAUCAUGGUGAUAGGGAUACAUGUUGCUGAUUGAUGGUGUAAAAAGAAAUGGAUUUUAAGUGGAGAAAUUAUAUUAGUGGAGUUCAGUGGAGCAUUUAAUGAAAUUUGAUUCAUCAUCUGGUUCAUGGGUUUUGAGAUUCAUAGGAUUUAACCUGUACAUGUGUCUAAUAUUCACUACCUUGAAUUUUCCAAUAGUUGUAUUGUUUCAUAGUAUGUCCAUUAAUUGUACCAAGAGGUUUCUUAUGUAUCUAUAAAGACACAUGUACUAAUUCAUUUACCACAAAGCCAAUAAAUAUAAAUCAAGUGAGUUUCUUA